Messenger RNA from Cercopithifilaria johnstoni, 1956 nucleotides. The record is from the annotation of a GenBank genome assembly. NCBI's taxonomy places the organism in Eukaryota, Metazoa, Nematoda, Chromadorea, Rhabditida, Onchocercidae.
AUGAUUGAUACCAGUAUAUUGCCCUUUGCCGAAUUAAGGUUUUGGUCAUCGUUAGCGUACACCUUGUCGUUAUAUAUAUUCUUUGCAUUCCUCAUUUAUUUAAUUUAUCAAUGCCAUACUUCACACUACUUGUAUCAGUUUCGUUCGACAUUUAGGAGAGAUUUUUGUGGUUUGAUUUUAUUGAUCCGAUUAAGAUGGAAUAUCUGGAAGCAUAUGAAAGCUAAUCAACCGGUGCAUCAAAUAUUCUUGCGAAAUGUUGAAAAUUAUGGAGAUAAGGAAGCGCUGGUUGAAGUGGACACAGGCAGAAGGUUUACGUUCCAUGAAAUGAAUCAACUGUGCAAUCAGUAUGCGAACUACUUCCAGUCAGAAGGCUACAAAAAUGGUGAUGUAAUAGCAUUGUUUCUUGAAAAUUGUGCUGAUUUUCCUGCCAUUUGGCUUGGACUAAGUAAAAUUGGUGUUGUCACUUCGUGGGUGAAUAUAAAUUUGAGGGCAGAACCACUCGCUCAUUCAAUUGAUAUUUCUAAAUCAAGUUCCGUUAUCACUAGCAGUGCACUUUUUCCAGCACUGAAGGAUUUAUUCUUAUCGGGAAAAUUGAAACAGAUCAAAGUUUAUAUCACAGAUGAUAUUGGUAAUAUUAAAAAUAGCAUCUUAUCAUUGGCAACAAAAAUUCCUUUAAUUUCUACCGAAGAACCAGUCGUUCAUGAAAAACCAACGUUCAGAUCAUUGCUUUGUUAUAUUUUCACAUCAGGAACGACAGGGAAUCCUAAGCCAGCACUUAUAAAACAUUACCGAUACUAUUGGAUGGCGAUAGGUGUGGCCAGGUCCUUCGGAAUCUUUACAGCAGACCGUUUGUAUGUGAUGAUGCCAGUUUAUCAUAGCGCUGGAGGAAUCCUUGGUAUCGGACAGACCGUGCUACAAGGUAGCACGUGUGUCAUUAGGAAGAAAUUCUCUGCGAGUAAUUUUUGGAAAGACUGCGUCAAAUAUAAUUGUAAUGUCAGUCAGUAUAUCGGUGAAAUUUGCAGGUAUCUUCUAGCUCAAAAGGAGACUGUGGAAGCAAAGGAACACAAAAUACGUCUCAUGUUCGGUAAUGGUUUACGAGCAGAAAUUUGGCCCGAAUUCGUCAAUCGUUUUCACAUCCAGAAAAUCGGUGAAUUUUACGGUAGUACAGAAGGCAACUCAAGCAUUGUGAAUAUAGAUAAUCGUGUCGGCUCAUGUGGUUUUAUUCCGGUGCACCCUCUUGUAAAAUAUUUGUAUCCUGUGCGUUUACUCAAAGUUGACGAUGAUACCGGUGAAUUAAUUCGUACAAAAGAUGGGUUUUGUGUGGCAUGUAAACCUGGCGAAACUGGUGAAAUGGUUGGUGUUAUUAUGGAAAGUGAACCUUUACUGAGUUUCGAAGGGUAUUUAGACAAGAACGAUACUGGGAAGAAGAUAUUAAGAAAUGUUCUACGUAAAGGUGAUGCUGUUUUUACAUCAGGCGAUAUUAUAUAUUGGGAUGAUUUAGGAUAUUUAUAUUUCAAGGAUCGAAAAGGCGACACUUACAGAUGGAAAGGCGAAAACGUCAGCACUACAGAAGUGGAGGGCAUUUUACAGCUUUUGAAAUGUGUAACUGAUGUUGCUGUUUAUGGUGUCGAAAUACCGAACAGAGAAGGUCGUGCUGGCAUGGCUGCUAUCGUCGUGGCAGGGGACGAAUUUUUAAAAGAUGUGAUAUUCAAAAUAACGGAGCAUCUCAAGAAAAGUCUUCCAUCCUAUGCUAUUCCUGUUUUCUUACGUUUUUGCAAGGAUUUCGAACGAACAGGUACUUAUAAGCUGAAAAAAAUGAGUCUACGAAAGGAGGGAUAUGAUUUUUCACGCUUUAAUGAUACAAUAUUUAUUUGGGAUUGCUCCAUUAAGUCUUAUAGGAUAUUCGAUGAAAGCUUACAGCACCAGUUGAACGAUGGUACUUACGUGGGCAUUUGA